GUUUGAUAUCUACACGCAGCACGAAUUUUUCGAUAGAGACUUGUGACGUCUAUAGAUUAUAUCCCUCACCAACAACAUUUAUUUUGCAGCUUAGAUUACACUGUAGUUGUAUUAGUAAUUAGGCUAAUCUGUUACUCACAAUUAUCGAAUUUUUCUUUUAUCUUAGCAUUAACGUUGGGGAAUUCAAGCCAAUAAAUUGUUAUUGGUUAAAUGCAAUUAAUACUUCAAGUAUACUUUAUUAUUUUGUAUAUAGAUAGUUCAUUCACAUUUUAAAUUCGAAAAUGUUGUUCUUUGGAAUAUUAUCGCUUCUUCUGGCAGUUACAUCUGCAGAAGUUUGUUAUAAAGCAACAGAAGCUGCUUGCCUUCCGAAUGGUGCUAAUAAGAGCUCAGACAUACGUUUACCAGAAUGUAAUGCUGUAUAUGGAUCAAUUAAAGAUGUGCAAGUCAAUUUACAAAGUUUCGCAAUGGCUAAUCUCGAAACCAGUUUCAAAUUUUUAUUCAUGUCGAGUUAUGUUGGCACCUACGAAUAUAAUCGCGAAGGGUUCAAAAAAUUAUAUCGUAAACAUUCUGACAAAUUGUGGGAUGAUGCAGUUGAUGUAAUGAAAUAUAUCACUAACCGUGGUGGUUCAAUGAACUUCGAACAACCAUCGCAGUUGAGUGCAAAUGUAUCACAGGGUAGCUUAGACUUAAGUGAGCUCCCCAGCUUAAGUAGAGCACUUGAUAUUCUUAAAGAACUUGCUGAUGCAGCAUUCAGAAUUCAUAAGAAAGCACAGGAGCAUAACAGUCAUGACCCAGCAAUUGCUCAUUACAUCGACGAACAGUUCUUAGAAUCGCAUACUGAACGUGUACGAGAACUGGCUGGCUAUGUAACUGAACUGAAGAAAUUAUCGUCAGCUCAAGAUUAUGCUGUUGCUACAUUCUUAUUUGAUGAAUACCUUCAAAAAAGUUUGUAAAUUGUUUCUAAUUUUAACUACAGAUACAUAAUACAGAAUUUUACAUUUAUUAUUAUUAUUCAAAUUCUCUACGUCAAGAACUUGCUUAGGGGAAAGUAUAUCCUUUCCUUUAUUUCUAGUUAUACAAAGAUCUAUAUAUAUAUAUAAAGUUAAUGAAUGUACCAUAAAAUGUUAUUCUUUUCUUUUUUUAUCGACAUAUUUCAUCCAAUAAAGAGCAGACUUUAUUAGUUA
Molecule: messenger RNA, 1184 nt
Organism: Nomia melanderi (Alkali bee)
Lineage: Eukaryota; Metazoa; Arthropoda; Insecta; Hymenoptera; Halictidae
Gene: Fer2LCH
Product: ferritin 2 light chain
Biological process (GO): intracellular iron ion homeostasis; iron ion transport
Cellular component (GO): cytoplasm
Molecular function (GO): ferric iron binding; ferrous iron binding
Source: RefSeq, a predicted model, not a curated record